GUUCGGGCAUGGCCCAUGACUGCUCAGCUGGAUCUGGCCCAACCCAACAACAACGACCAGCCGUCGUCGCGCUCCUCUCCUCUCCUCUCCUCUCCUUCCCUCCCCAUGGCGACCUCCUACGAGCGCCGCCUACUAGCGGCCGCCGACCUGGUCCUCUCCGCCGACGCGCAGGGCCAAGGAGCCUGCCUCCCCGAACUUGGCGUCACGGCGGACCUCAAGCCGCACCAGCUCGAUGGCGUUGCCUGGCUCAUCCGCCGCUACCGCCUCGGCGUCAACGUCGUCCUCGGUGAUGAGAUGGGGCUUGGCAAGACCCUACAAGCAAUUUCUCUACUGAGCCACCUCAAAAUCCAGCGUGUUGCACCCGGACCAUUCCGGUUAACCCCUGCAGUUGUGCUAUGUCCUCUAAGUGUAACAGAUGGCUGGCUCGCAGAGUUCAGUAAAUUCUGUCCUUCCUUGAGGCUCCUGCACUAUGUUGGCAAUAAGGUGCACCGUCGUGAUCUUCGGAGAACCUUGUACGAUCAUGUGCACAAGGCUUCCACAUCAUCUCAUUCUAGCGAAUUAUCAUUUGAUGUGCUCUUGACAACAUAUGACAUAGCCUUGAUGGAUCAAAACUUUCUUUCACAAAUUCCCUGGCACUACGCAAUUAUUGAUGAGGCUCAACGUCUUAAAAAUCCAUCCAGUGUACUGUAUAAUGUCCUUGAGCAACGUUUCAUCAUGCCAAGGCGUCUACUACUAACAGGCACUCCUAUCCAGAACAACCUUUCUGAACUAUGGGCUUUGAUGCACUUUUGUUUGCCUUCAAUAUUUGGAAAGCUAGAUGAGUUUCUUUCCACUUUCAAGGAAGCAGGGGACUCUUUAACAGGUGCCGAAGCUAAUAAAGCAAACAGACAGUUUGAGAUUAUUAAACACAUACUUAAAGCAUUUAUGCUACGCAGGACAAAAGCUUUACUAAUCGAGAGUGGAGUUCUGGCGCUGCCUCCACUAACUGAGCUAACUGUGAUGGUGCCACUGACACAGUUACAAAAGAAGCUUUACAUGUCAGUGUUGAGGAAAGAGCUGCAAACACUUCUUUCAUUUACUGGAGGAUCGUCUCGCCACCAGUCUUUGCAGAACAUUGUUAUACAGCUGAGGAAAGCUUGCAGUCACCCAUAUCUGUUCAGUGGCAUUGAACCUGAGCCUUUUGUGGAAGGGGAGCAUUUAGUUCAGGCUAGUGGGAAGCUCAUUGUGUUGGAUCUUAUUCUGAAGAAGCUCCAUGAGUUAGGACAUCGUGUUUUACUAUUUGCUCAGAUGACCCAAACACUGGACAUUCUGCAGGAUUUCCUGGAGAUGCGCAAUUACACUUAUGAGCGCCUGGAUGGUUCAGUACGUGCUGAGGAGCGGUUUGCAGCAAUAAGAAAUUUCAGCUCUCAAUCUACUAAAGGCCUUAUGAGAGAUGAUAAUCAGAUUGGAGCUUUUGUUUUCAUGAUAUCAACUAGAGCAGGGGGUGUGGGGCUUAAUCUCAUUGGUGCCGAUACUGUUAUCUUUUACGAACAAGAUUGGAAUCCUCAAGCUGACAAGCAGGCUCUACAGCGCGCUCAUCGCAUUGGACAGUUAAAUCAUGUGCUGUCAAUAAAUUUGGUGUCACAGCGUACAAUUGAAGAGGUCAUAAUGCGAAGAGCCGAGAGAAAACUUAAGCUUAGCCACGAUAUUAUUGGAGAAGAUCAUAGAACUGAUGUGAAGGGUGGAGUUCUGGGAAAUGAAGCUAGUGACAUGAGAUCAAUUAUCUUUGGCUUGCACCUGUUCGAUCCUGCUGAUACAACCACAGAGACAAUCAAUGAGGGCACCACUUCUGACACAAUUAAUGUGGAGAAACUGGCAAAGUUGAAAACAAUGUCUGAAAAGGUUGUAAUGAUGCGUAGCCAUGAACCUUCAGAAAAGGAUGAACGGGCAUUUGAAAUCAACCCAAAUUUUGCUGAUGGCAAUGGAACUGUAAUUAGAAGGGCUUCUGAUUCUAUUAGUGUUGAUCCUGGGCUUAAUGAAGCUGCAUACCUAUCCUGGGUCAAUAAGUUCAAAGAGGCUUCGCGUUCAAUUGAAGAUGCCACAUCUGAACUUGGAAGGCAAAGAGCAGCGCCAAAAGAAAAGUUCCUGAAACGUGUAGUUAACAAGAAAAAAGUAGAAGAAAAGAGGUUUGCCAAAUGGGAAACUUUGGGUUACAAGACACUAGCUGUUAAGGAACCUGAUAUCACAGCAUGCCAGAAUAUUUCAGACUCAGGAUGCGUCCAACUUGUGUAUGGAGAUUGUACCAAUCCUUCAAAACUUUGCCCUGCAAAGCCUGCCAUCAUAUUCAGUUGCAUAGAUAAUUCUGGGACAUGGGGGCAUGGAGGAAUGUUUGAUGCUUUGACUAGUCUCUCAACAUGCAUUCCAGAUGCUUAUCACCGUGCUUCUGAGUUUGAUGACCUCCACAUGGGGGAUCUUCACUUGAUUCAGCUUGAUGAAGUCAACUGCACCCGGAGUUUGGAUGCACCUUUAUGGGUGGCACUAGCUAUUGUUCAGUCUUACAGUCGGAGACGUAAAGUUCCAAGAAGUGAAAUCUCCAUACCUGAUUUGGAGCUCUGUUUAUCAAAAGCAGCCUUCUCAGCUGCUCAGCAUUCUGCAAUUAUCCGCAUGCCCCGAAUUGGUUACCAAAGUGGCUCCCAACGAUCAGAAUGGUAUACCAUAGAACGCCUGCUCAGGAAAUACUCAUCUCUCCAUGGAAUCGACAUUUUCGUGUACUACUUUCAGCGUUCAUCCAGGCAACAGACAGGUUCUAUCUAGCUCAUGCUGACGCUUCUGCUUGAAGAAACCCAAGCUAGGUGUAGGGAAACUAGGGAUGUUUCUGUAACCCACUAGAAGAAUCAGGGAAUAUUAGCUAGCUGCAACUUACAGUAUCUUUUAUUUGCCCCUUUUUAAUAGCUUUGUAACUUAUGAAUAGAUGAGCCAAAUGAAUUAUUAUGUUUUAUGGUUUUUGCCUCCUUUAGCUAAGAGGUAUGUGUCUUUGCAUGCACU
Panicum virgatum (switchgrass) is the source of this 3024-nucleotide messenger RNA. Its product is annotated as probable helicase CHR10. Lineage: Eukaryota; Viridiplantae; Streptophyta; Magnoliopsida; Poales; Poaceae. Gene Ontology annotation, biological process: DNA repair; chromatin remodeling. Gene Ontology annotation, molecular function: DNA helicase activity; ATP binding; ATP-dependent chromatin remodeler activity. The record is from RefSeq and is a predicted model, not a curated record. The transcript has 17 exons. Bases 16 to 2793 code for a protein of 925 amino acids.